This is a messenger RNA of Iphiclides podalirius (scarce swallowtail), 5700 nucleotides long. The record is from the annotation of a GenBank genome assembly. NCBI's taxonomy places the organism in Eukaryota, Metazoa, Arthropoda, Insecta, Lepidoptera, Papilionidae.
AUGAAUGGGCAGGCCCGUCCGGCCAAACGUGUGACGUCGGAACUCGGUAUGUCAGGUGGUCAUCUAUUGGUAUUGGACCGUGCUGGCCGUGAGGUGAAACAAUUUGACCUUUCUUCUGGCUUGGCUACAUUGGGAAGUGAUCCCUCAUGCGAUAUUCGUAUAAUGCUGCCAAGUAUCCGACCUCAUCAUGCAACAAUUGUUGUGCAUGCUAACCAAUCGUUGAUUCGCAAUGUGGGCUCCGGAGAAACACUGCUGAACGGCGUCAGCAUAAGCGUAGCAGCGCUACGACAAGAGGACGUAGUGUCUCUGGGCGGGCGCGAGCUUCGCUGGCGCUACACACACCCUGCGCCACAUCACGCCCGCCGCCGUCCGGACUCACCAGCGCUGCAGAUGCGCGGUGCGCGGGGGCAGCGUGGGGGGCGCGGCCGCCGCUCCGAAGGGGCACGCACACAAGCGGCACCGCACCACCACCGCGAUUCGGCACCAGCUGCUAUAACCACCCGUCAAGUAGCAAUUGUGCAACCACAGAGAAGGGAUACUUCCGAUCAUAUCGAAUCGGUUUCAACCUCGGCUGUCUCUGUCGUUACUAAUGUUCGACGCCGCGGGACUGUCAAAAGCAAUGCAGAAUUGGACACAUCUUUGAACAAGUCAAUGGAAGAACAAAAUAAAUCAAGAUCUCCAAAGAAUUCUCAUAUUAAUUUACAAAAUACCACAAAAGCUACAUUGUGGAUUGAAUCGAGAAAGAGCAGUCCCAGGAAGAGUUUAAAAGAAAUUUCAACCCGUUCCUCGAUUACACCAAAGAAAGCUUAUUCAGCAAAAAAAAGCACUCCACUUAGGAUGACUGUGUUGAAGAAAGCUCAAAGUGUGCAAAAAAUGAGGGUUACAAAGAUUCAAGCACCUUUGACAAUUGAUCACACAAAGCAAGCGGCGAUUAUGUUGAUGGCCGGCCAUACGCCUAGGCAGAAGGGGCGCAGCCCCACGCAGGGUGGUGCCAGGCGGGCCACCUUCGUCGUGGGCAAGCGCAGCCCCCGCCCCAGAGGCCGUCCACCUAAGAACUCCUUGCCGGUCAGGGCGAGUGCGGCGCGAGCCGAUUAUUUAGAGGGAAAUUUCCCUCGAAAGACCAUUAUAGAAUCUUCGGAUCGAUCUGCAUCGGUGCUGGAGAUAACGGACUCCGACACCGGACGAUCGGCGAUGAGCGAGAGCGAUUCGGCGACGCCGCCGCCGCCCGGCCAGAGGAAGUCGGCGCUCAGGGACCCGAGCGCGAGGAAGGGCGCCAGGAGGUCGGAGUCGAUCAAGUUCGACCUGAGCAACCUGGGCGGCGGGCGGGCGCAGGCGAGGGCGCGCGCCAUGCUGCGCCGCACGCUGGGCGCCGAGGCCGUGGCGUCGCCGGGCGGCGCGGCCCGCCCGCCCCCGCCGUCGCCCCCGCCGCCGGCCCGCUCGCCCCUCGGCGCGUCGCGCGGCGGGCAGCUGCUGCGCAGGGCGCUGCAGGCCGCCAGCCCCCUCGACUCGUACUCGCUCGUGGACCUGGUGUCGGUGGGGUCCGGCAGCUCGCGCUCCCUCUACGGCUCGGCGUCGGAGGCGUCCGAGGCCGGCUCCUCGCGCUUCGCCACGCCGAGCCCGGCCGGGGCGCGCGGCCCGUGCGCCUCCACGCCCGCCCACGGCCCCUUCGCCCGCUCCGAUCGUUCAGAUCGUUUUCGAGGUGACGUCACGUUCGAUAUCACUAAGGAAAACGUUUCUUACGACGAAAUUUCAUCCGCUGUUAGAAGCACUAAAGCUUCUUUCGGCUCCGGGAGAUCUAGGAAGACAAGGUCUGCCUCGGCCCAAGUUAGCAUUUCGGACAAUAUAACAAUAAAUACGACUAGAUCUUCUACUACGAGUUUGAAUCCUUCACAAAUAAGCGAAAUUGAAAUGGUAUCAGCGAGAGGUACUCGGUCAAAGUCUGAAAGUCCGGUUCACGAUGGCGCUUCUACGCCCAGGAACCAAAAGAGUCCCGAAGAGGUGGGAACGCCCGUGUUGAGUAUCCAAAGUCUUUUAGAUUCUACGCAAAACACAACAUUACAACAACAAUCGAGGAAGAAAGGCGUUUCGAGAAUUAUAAUAAAAAGGAAAACUGUAGGCAGCCGACUGUCCGGACCUAGAAAACGUGGGAGCAUAAAAUCUAAAUCGCUCAGCCAUGGUACCAGAGAAUCUCCUAGAUCAAAAGGGUCAAUGAGUUCUCCUAAUGAAUCUGAUAUGACAGCAGAUGUGUCACAGGACGAUGGAGAUACAACACCAAAGAGUGGCGUGAAAUUGAUCCAAGAAGCUGUAAAAAAUAAACAUUCAACAGCUAAGAAACCUAAGUCAAAACGGUCCAUAAUAGACAAUCUUAACGAGUCCGAUAUCGUUAAGCAGCUUUUCAAUAGCCCCGUCAAGAGGAAACUCUCCCAGAGUAUGAUUGAGUUUUCUAGAAAACAGCUCUUGGAAGAAGACACGAGUCCGGCAAAGAGACCAACACGAAAUACCAUCGCUUUGGGCGGUAGAACGCCUGAUAAUUCGAUUUUAGACCAAUCACAAGCUUUCACUCCAGAAAUUUUCGUCAGCCCUCUAAGUACACCAAGCAGCAGUCCUAAUGUUGUUGGCUUGAAACGAUUGUUUGCUAAGACCACUCCUGAAAAUGAUCUUCGCAACGUGAGGGGCAUUAAAAAACUGUUACAAACGCCAAGAGUAAGACGCUCUGUUAGAAAUGACCUUACCCAAGUGUCUGGCGUGAAGUCAGUGUUUGCGCGGUCGCCUAGAAAUCGUUUGAGUGACGUUGGAAUUAAAGAGGUAUUUGCAGCAUCGCCGCAAAACGAUCUCAGACGAGUUUCUGGUGUAAAAUCACUUUUUCAAUCACAAAAGAAAACUAAAUCACCAAAGAAUGAUCUAGGAGACGUCGCCAAUGUGAGAAAUUUAUUUAAGAAGAACAGUCCCCGUAAUGACUUAGGUAACGUUUCGGGAGUCAAAAGAAUAAUGCGAAGAAAUUCCCCAAAGAACGAUUUGGGAGAUGUUAGAGGCUUACGUACGCUGUUCCACUUAGAGAAACAGCGCGAGGAUUUGAACAAUAUAAGUGGCAUCGAGGAAUUGUUUAGUGAGUCUCAUCAAAAUUCAAAUGUGACUGAUGCUAAUUCAGAUAAUUCGUUCAACUUGCUCAUCGGUAAGCCAGCUGUGAGGGCCUAUCCAAAAGCUAAAAGUUUUUCAACACAAUCUGUUCAAAAACCUAAAACACGUAAGACCAAAUCCUUCCAAACGUCAUUCAGUUUGAUAAGUAACAACGUAGAGGAUUGGUUGGAAAAUGAGUUGAGGAAACGAAUGCACAAAGACGAUGUAAAGACACCUGCGAAAAAGCAGCUUGAUAAAUCCACCGAAGAAAAUGCCUCUGUUUCCACAUCUAAGUCCAACAGAUCUAGUAGUAUUGCUCUAAGAGAAAAGACUGCAUCCAGAAGGAAAUCAGAAAUAUCAAGGUCUGGAGUAAAAGGAAGGAAAACUACGUAUGAAAACACUGAAGAUAUUACAGCAGGUAAUGACAUAUUUGGAGGUAAUAAAUCCGGUGUUAAUGCCUCCAACACCUCCGUUAUCAAAACUAAGAAUAAAAGCAACCAAUCACGUGAACUCCUCAAACUGGCGACCGACACCGUCGAGGGGAAUGCGUCAGUGUUAACAACGAGGAUUAGAAAUAGCACGCUCACUAAAACAUCUUCCAUCGAUGCGGCUGACCGAAAAAAAUCUACAUCGGAAAUCUACGGCGCGCACACGCUGCCGUUAAAGAAGAGGUCACUCGUGGACACGUCCGGGAACAGAAAUGGCGAGAGGAACAUUCUGCCGAUCAAGAAGAGAGCGGUGAUGCAUUCCACCCCGGUGAAGGGCAAGGUGAAUAUGACCAUGAACGCGUCAGAAAUAGGGCGCGUGUCGCCCAUAGCGCCCCUCGCCGCGGAGCGCCGCUUCGAGGCAGAUGCCACCAGAAGUACCGAGACAUCCAAGAAUAGUCCUAAGCGAAAACAGUUACUGGCAGAAAAUGUUAAAUUAGUUCCAAUAGCUGACAAAAGCAAAGAAAAAAGUCCAGCUCCCGUGAGGCCUACACGAGGUCGUAAGACGAAACAAAGUUUAGAUGCGAAUAACGUUAAGAAGCGCAAAUCGUCCAUAGUUAUCACCAAAAAAACACUUCGCCUUAGCUCAAAGCCCUCAUCAAAGAUUUCCAUGGAAGAACCUCCUGUGGUUGCUAAGACUAUGAGGAGAACGAGAGCAAGAAAUGUUACUGGUGAAAAGGUGUCAGUACAGGAAAAUAAAGGAAUCGACAUUGAAAGCGCAAAAGUGAAGUCGAAAAGUCAAACUAACUUCGGAAAGUACAAGAAGGCAAGUACUAUAAACCAACCUUCCGAAGAGAAUGUACCAAAAUCAAGGAAAACGCGUGGACAAAAAGUUUCUCCGAAAAAAGUUGAAACUCCAAAAAAAAUUACGAGAAGUAAAACAUCAAGAAUAGGCGUAGUUAUAACUAAACCUUCUCCACUUAUGAAGCCGAGCACAAAGAAACAAGUAAAAUUAAAUGAGGCACAAGAGUCUUUGCAGAUAAAAUUUCCAAGAGCGCGUCACGCUAAUAAAGCAUUAACAAAUAACCAACUUGAAAGCAAUCCAAAGAAUUCGUUAUCAAAAGACCACAACAGUAUUGAGAAAAAAUCUAAAACUGAGGGCGGAGUAGAAAAGAGAAACACAAGAAAUAUGAAAAAGGAGCAGAGUACAGCAUCUGCACAAAAAUCAAGAAUUAACGAAAAAGAAUUGGAUGAGGAAGCAGAAACAAACAUAAAACCGAAGAGGGGCCGGAAAACUAUUGCUAAAGCUAAUACACAAGAGGAGAUUGAAGAAAAUAACAUGCAAACCAGACCCGUUCGAAACACAGGAAGACAGACUGCCAUUGAACAAAGUAAGCCAAAAUUGAAAAAAGAAUCACAAGAGUCUAUUAAUAAGAAGAAAAACACAAAGACUACAAACAGUGUUCCUUCAGAAGGUACUAGAAGAGGACGCAAAAGGAAAAUUACUGUUGAGGAAUCUCCAGUUAAAGUAAAGAAGUCUAAAAAGGAAGACAUAAGCAAAAAAAGCCAAGGGAAAAAAGUUGAGCAGGAAUCUUCAGAACCUAAACAGAAAAAUCCUAGAGGAAGACCUAAGAAAAAAAUGGAUACUUUAGAGAGCAGUCUAAAUGAAGAAUCAGUAAAUCAAUCUAAACCGAGAAGAGGUGGAGGAAUUGUGGAAUCAGAGCCUUCAGAAGUUGGCAAAUCUCGGAUUGCUGGUAAGAAUAGAGGAAGGAACAAAAUUAACCAUGAGAAAGAUGAAGUCAAGAUUGUCCGGGGAAGGAAAAAGCAAUCCGUAGAAGUAAAAAUUACCCAGACCAAAACAGAAAUAAAAACGAGGAAGAGGAGAGGGGAAGGGGACACUUUGCCGGAAAGCAUUGAGCCCACUGAAAAGAAACUGGAGAAAGGGGAUUUGAAAAUUACUCGACGACAGAAGGAAGCCGAACCUGACAAGCCCUUGGUAGGACGAAAGCGGAAAGCUGACACAUCUUCCGCCAAAGUUGUACAACCAGUGCAGCCUUCAAAGUCGCGUAAAACCAAUGUGGCUAGUCCCAAAGAUAAAAGAGGGCGAAGCAGUAAGAUUCAAGAGCCCCAAAAGCCAGCUGCACGCACGCGACGUAGG